Octopus bimaculoides (California two-spot octopus) is the source of this 2075-nucleotide messenger RNA. RefSeq names its product F-box/LRR-repeat protein 6. NCBI's taxonomy places the organism in Eukaryota, Metazoa, Mollusca, Cephalopoda, Octopoda, Octopodidae. Gene Ontology annotation, molecular function: protein binding. Gene Ontology annotation, biological process: SCF-dependent proteasomal ubiquitin-dependent protein catabolic process. The record is from RefSeq and is a predicted model, not a curated record. Gene Ontology annotation, cellular component: SCF ubiquitin ligase complex.
AACGUGGAAACGGACGAAAUGCCAUUAAGCAUUUUGUCCAGCAUGCUAAAUACUGUCAGCGGUUGAGUAAUGGUUUCAAAUUUUGGCAGAAAGCCAGCAGUUUCGGAGAAGGGGUGAGUCUAUUACAUCGAAUCUAAGGCUCUGCUAUCGAAUUAGGUGGGAUACUCUUUUACUUGUUUCAGUCAUUUGACUGUGGCCAUACUGGAGCACCACCUUUAGUCGAGCAAAUCGACCUCAGGACUUAUUCUUUGUAAGCCUAGUACUUAUUCUAUUGGUUACUUUUGCCUCAUCACUAAAUUACGGUGACUUAAACACACCAGCAUCGGUUGUCAAGCGAUGUUAGGAAGACACACACACACACAUAUAUAUAGAUAUAUAUAUACAUAUAUAUGACGGGCUUCUUUCAGUUUCCAUCUACCAAAUCCUCUCACAAGGCUUUGGUCGGCCCGAGGCUAUAGUAGAAGACACUUGCCCUAGGUGCCACGCAGUGGGACUGAACCCGGGACCAUGUGGUUGAUGGAAACCAAACAAAAGAACAAGAAGAAAAAAAAAAAGAGUGCCAUCUUGGUAACACAGUACACAGAAUGGCCAUCCAGUGAUGAUUCCUCAGACAAUGACUACAUACCAAUGGAUGACUCCGAUGAAGAACAGUUGGUAUUACACAAAAAGAGACGACAGAAAGUGACAGAAGACAAAACCCCUGUUGUACACUUCUCUCAUAUCAAUGCUGUGCCUAUUGAUGUUUGGGUUGAGAUUUUCUCACAUUGUGUGGAAUUGGAAGGUGCCUUACCAUUUCUUGUCAGGGCUUCACGAGUUUGUCGAAUGUGGUAUGAAGCUUCAAAGUGCCCAAGACUCUGGCAAAACAUUGACCUUACAUAUGGCUGGAUAAAGUCUGUUGAUUCCACUUUGAAAUGGCUCAGUGAGAACCGUCUUCUACAAUGCAAGUCUCUUAACCUGAGUGGAUGGAAAAAUCUAAGUGCCGAAGGACUAAGAGCUGUUGCACUCAACUGCCCUAAUUUAGAAAACUUGGAUAUAUCAAAUACCACCAAAAAGCUACAGAACGAAGGUAUAGAUGCUAUAACUCAGAACUGCCCCAAACUUUCUACAAUUAAUCUUCUAGAUUGCAAAGCUCUUGAAAAAAACCAUGUCCCAUUAGAAUCACUUCUGACAUAUUCAUCCAACAGCCUUACUCAUCUCACUUUUGGUGGAAUUGCUGUCCAACAGCAGAAGAUUAAUGAGUUGUUCAAUACUCAACUUAUCAACUGUCACAAUCUUGAGGUUUUAGAGCUCUUUAAUAUUUCCUGUACUCGGCUCAACAUUGAUAUAGAGAAGUUCCAAAUUUCGCUCCGCAAACUGUCCAAACUUGUCAUUAUAAAAUGUCCACUUGUGGCUCCCAAAAUUACAAAAUUACAAAUGGAAGAAUCAGUUGGGUUCCCGAUGCUAAAACACCUUUCUUUAAGUUUGUCUGACAAAAGUUCAGUGUUGACUGAAACAGCUCAUAAUAUUUUGAAAAGAUUACUAAAGAACUCACAUAACCUGGAAAUCCUUGAACUUGAUCAGUUUUGCAAAAUCACACCGGAAGUAAUUAAUUAUGUUAUGUCUGAUAAACUUAAAUUCCUGCGGUUGUCCAGGAACGCCAUUAUUCAAGAUGUUUCAUUAGUUCAGUUCUCCUCAACUUUGGAAGGCUUGGAUCUAUCAGAUAUUGAACCUCGUCAUCGGGUAAAUGAAUUACUAAGUGGUUUAGUCCAGCCUCCUGGAUCUCAAUUAUCUCGAUUAGAUGUUUCCAACUCUCAGAUUUCUCUUGAAGUUCUCCAGUUACUCCUCAAGAAGCUACAACAUAUGAAAUCCCUCAACAUUUCUUAUUGCCGUGAGUUACCCAGAGGAAUUAAGCGACUUCAUAUUGAUAAAGAAAUUCAAGACUUACGCAAGAGACUUCUUUGAGAUUUUCAUGCUGUAUGCGCAUAGAUAUAUAUGCUGGCAUGUUGACAGGAAAUCCUCGCAUACAUUCCUCACUAUUUUACAGAAUGUUCUAGUUGUAUUUAUUGUGGUAUCAUUAUUAAAAAAAUUGUAAUGUC